This is a messenger RNA of Erigeron canadensis, 2317 nucleotides long. Its product is annotated as probable plastid-lipid-associated protein 14, chloroplastic. The transcript has 14 exons. The record is from RefSeq and is a predicted model, not a curated record. Gene Ontology annotation, biological process: protein phosphorylation. Bases 262 to 2259 code for a protein of 665 amino acids. Lineage: Eukaryota; Viridiplantae; Streptophyta; Magnoliopsida; Asterales; Asteraceae. Gene Ontology annotation, molecular function: ATP binding; protein kinase activity.
CCCUCCUUCCACACAGAUACACACAUGAUACAAUACACCACCCUCAAUCAUCAUAUCAUAUAUCAUAUCAUAUAAUAUAAUAUAACAAUAAUAUAAUAAUAAUACGAUGUACGUAUAUAUGUAUGAAUUGUAUCAAAUCCCUAAUAUAUUGAUUUCAGAUAUAAUAAUUAUUUUAAUCAUAAUCUUCUAAAUUAAGUGUUCCAUUUUCCCUCCUCAUAAUUUGAUAAAUAAAUCAGUUUUUAGUAUUGGAGUUCACACCAAAUGGCUUUAUCUGGAGUGCAUUCGGGUGGACUUUUUGAAACCGUGGAAGUCACCCGCUUCUGUAAUAAUUUUCCGGCAACGUUGAUACAAACAAGUUGCUUGCCUAAAAUGCGGACAAAUUUUGGUUCCUUUUCAAAGCAAACAUCAAAAAUUAGGUGUUCGUUGUCAAGAAAAGCUCUAUCCUCGUUGGAAUUUGAAGUGGAUGAUAGCGUUUCCAGCCCGGAUUCGUGUAGAGAAGAAUUCAGCCAUGUUGUGAAGUUUAAGUUUUCUGAUUUUAAGAUUAGUGAUCGUGUUAGCAUUGGUCUAGGUGGAAGGGGGGAUGAGGCUGUUUUUGAAGCUAUUGUUAAGGAUCCUGAAAGUCCCUUGAAUAAUACAAGAGUGGUGCUUCGACAACUUACCAGUGUUCAAGCGCAACGCAGAGGGAAACGUGCUAUACAGGUGUUAAAGAAACUGGCUCGUCGUAAAUUGAUGUACCAUUCCUAUUCUAUGCUAGUUCAUGGUUACGUGUGUUCCCAAGCAAUGGAGGAUGAGGGCUCAUUUGUUCUUGUCCAUGGGUAUCACGCUAGCUUUUCAUUGGGGCACUGGCUUCGACAGGCGGAUUGGCUCCCUACAUUAGAAGCGACACUUGCUUUAGAUGAAGAAUCUGUGAGAAGGGUGGGUGAUGAUACGGUUGGUGGCCCUGCCGUCUCCCGCCAGCUACGGGUUACUCGAAUCGUGAUGAGAGAUCUACUGAUCGGGGUAAAUUACUUACAUAGUCAUGGACUCGCCCAUACCGAGCUUAGACUGGAGAAUGUUCAUAUAAGUCCACUUGAUAGACAUAUUAAAGUAGGAAUAUUGGGGAAUGCUGCUGACUUUUUUGAGGAUGAUUCAAACAACACGGAUAGACAACAAAUGAUGAUUGCAUUUGACAUGAGAUGUCUUGGAUUCAUGAUGGUAAAGAUGGUAUUGCGGGAGCUUAUGGAUCCUAUUAUAUUUACGAAGUUCAAAGCAUUCCUUAAUAAGGGAAACAAUCCUUCCUGUUUGCGUGAGUUUCUACUAAGAACUUUAAAUAGGAAUUCAUCACAUGGAAAUGUUGGUCUGCAAAUGCUGGAUAGGAACUGGGGUGCAGGUUGGCACCUGCUAUCAUUACUUCUUGCAGCUAAACCACUUGAUAGAAUAAGAUGUUUAGAUGCUCUAAGACACCCCUUUUUAUGUGGUCCGAGAUGGCGUGUGAACCCGUCGAUGGACAUUAUCAGGUGGAGUUUAGGAUCAACUGCAGUUAGAAUUACUGAGGAGUACAUAUAUGGACAGCAACAGCGCAUCAGGCUCGCUCACUUCCUUGAGUUGAUGGAGAUGUUGAAUCCUUACUCGAAGGCAAAGAACUGGCUGGGGUUGCUACCCGGAAAAUGGAGAUUGGUAUACUGCACAGGCCGCCACAUUGGGUUAACCACUCGCCAAGCACCUUCUCGUGUGCUAAUUGGAGAUGUGCACCUUACAAUAACCCAACCAUCAAAACCGAAACUGCCACUUUCAUUUACUUCGGAUAUAGGUUUCGGGGUCUUGGUUGGCAAAAAUUGGCCACAUGACAAGAUCGGCAUUGAUGGAAAACUUCAAGUAAAUUCCACAUUCAAAAUAACAUCUGGAAAACGACUUUAUCAAAAAGAAGAGAAAAGUUCUUUAAAUCUACCAUCAAUUGCCGAUAACGCACAAGAAUCAGCAAUCAAGAAAUUAUCAGGCAAAAAGUGGAAAAAGGCAUUACAUCAUCAAGAGAUACCCUCAAGUCUCCCGGUGGUCAAACUAAUGUCAAAGGACAUUGAUGUGACUCUAGCGUUAGAUGAGCCAUUGACAAAAGACAUUGGGGCUGCAAAGGUUGUGAUUAAUGAAGUUCGAAUGCAAAUUCCACCAGAAAUGUUUGAUUUGUCUAAGAUUGUUUGUGGUACAUACAUAGAUUCUAGGAUGUUGGUCCUUCGUAGCGUCAGUGGAUCUGCGCUUUUGUUUACGCGGGUAUGUAGCAUCUGAUGUUAAUAUCUAUAUUUAUAUUGUGAAAAUCCACUUUUCAACUUUUAACUUUUUUCAA